AAAAUUGGGCUAACCAUUGGUUAUAGUCUGAUCCUUGUUGUUUCACUGGCUGGGAAUUCUGCCAUUGGAGUGAUUUUCUAUAAAACACCAAGCCUGCGAAAACCCAUAAAUUAUUUGAUCAUAAACAUGGCCAUGUCCGACCUGAUAUUUCCGUUUAUCACGGUGCCUUGGUUCCUAGUAAGAUUUUAUACAACUCCUGUUGAUCAUUGGCUUAUUGGCGGCCCUCUUGGCCAAGCUUUGUGCAAGCUUAUAGUUUACGUAACAGCGGUUUCCUACGGUGUGUCGUCUCAGAGCUUAGUUCUGAUAGCAGUGGAUCGCUUUGUAGCGGUGGUGUUCCCACUUCGUUCCACAGUCAUUAGUCGCAAAUUGUUUCCCUUCGUCAUUACCGCCACAUGGAUCAUUGCUUUGGCUUUUUACUCGCCGUGGUUGAAAAGCGUGAAAGUAGUCGAAUUAAAAAGGCGCAGUAUCUGUUCCGUGAUUGAUACUUCUGACGAAAUUAAGUCCUGGCAAAUUGCCGUAUUCAUCACAGAUUACAUCAUUAUCAUCAUCACUAUCGUCCUGCUGGUCAUUCUGUACUCCAUCAUCGUCAUCAAGCUCAAACAACAGGCACGUCCAGGUGAACAGUCGAAUAAUGCUGAGAAAAAGCGCGCAGAAAGAAACAGGAAAGUGUUAAGAAUGGCAUGUGCUAUCGUGUUAGCAUUUUCACUCUGUUGUGUACCCAUGCUCACUAUUGGUUUUAUGUCCCUCUUUCCCAAGAUCAUGUCUAGUUGCGGUGUUCCUAUAUUUGUUUUUAUUGCCAUAUUCAUGUAUCACGUUAACUGUGCUGUCAACCCGAUUAUUUGCCUUAUUUUUAGCAGUAAUUAUCGCCAAGGACUUAAGAGACUUUUGAAAUGCUAAGAACAACUAAUGUGAAUGUGCAUUAUAUCAAAAAUGCAUCUCGAGGGCUUCAGAAAAGCCGACUACCAUUCAGGACGUUGUCCCUAUCCACAGUAACAUUACAGUGAAAUUUGACCCAAGUAUUAAAGAAAGAAAGAAAGAAAGAAAGAAUGAUUUGGAGGUAGCACAUCCACAAUGUAGGUUUUCGUCUACCUGAUUCCUGGUCGAAUUGGAAUUUCUUGGGACACUUUAACGUUGUAUUUAACCCGCGUCAGAUAAAUAAUAGGUAUAUGUUAAGUUUUAAUCAAAAAAGCGCAGCAUAUAAGCAAACUAGUACAUGGAAAGUUGAAUAAAUUGAUAUUUCAGUUUGCUUUAAUUGAUAUUCAUUAAUGCUUAAGAAAUAAAAAAGUAUACUUUGUACCUUUGAAUAAACAUAAUAAAGUUCAUUUUGGAUUGCAAUUUAUAGAAUGUUAAAAGAUCUAAGAGACUAAACAUGAAAUCAAUAAACUGAAAUGAAAAACCUUUCAGUAGUUGUCAAUUGUAAUAAUCAGUCACUACAGUAUGGGCUCUAAUAUCUGGAAAUGUAUCUUGCCAUAUUCAAAAAGUUUGCGUGUGCGUCUAAUUUAUAUCGGCCUUUAAUCAACAACAAUAGCAAAGCGUGAAAAACACGCUCCUUGUGAGGUGUAGAAUCGAUACGCCUAUUAGAGAAAAAAGCUCCCGUGAACAAUUUUGGAAGAAGAGUUCCCGGUGCCAAGAAAUACGGCUGCAAGUAAAUAGGUAAUGGCGUCAUCACAUUGCCAUGACAACUCCGAUGUCAUUGCAACCCUGAUUAUAACAAAUUAUCAUCUUUAUCUAACACAGCUGUGGUGGUAAUUUUUGCAAAUUUUUGUUAAUGGGGACGUAGUUUAUGCUCAAACUUGGGAGGUAUUGACCCUCAAAAACCCUAUCGAGCCACCUUUAAAAGAGUGGUUCUGCGUCGGUGGUUCGAACGAAACCGACAAAAAUUUUUAGUUUAUUAAAUGCAACGAUAAAUACAAUUCACUACAUGAAGGAAUUUAAAACCUUAUAUUAUGAACUCUAUUUAAAACUUGGCGGCAAUUUGAAUUUGGGUUAAAAGCAUGAGCCUAGGAUCGAAUAUCCAUUUUUCUGUUACCUAAACAAUCUGACAGUAAAAUUUAGUACCCCCUUUGCUGAUAACGUUCUGUCAGGAAAAAGGUGGUCAUUGUAAAUCAUUCGUAUAAUAAGUUAAUGUUUGUAGUUCUAAUUUUUUUUAAUGCCAAAUUCAAGACGGGAAGCCAUUUGAGCUAGUGGAUAUUUCUAUUCACCUUUGAAAAAAAUUGAAUUUUUAGAAAAAGUAACACGCUUUUUUAUUUCAAAAUGAUUUAUGUUUCACCUGACCACAUGAAGACGUGCCACGGUUGGCAUAUAGUCGCAAAGAAAGCUAACACCAUGGAAAAGCAGCUUGUUUAAUAACACUAGCAAUACUACCCAGGAAUAGUGACUUUAUGAAAGUGUCAAAAGAAAUUCAAUUGGGCUAAACUUCUUUUACUAUUAGUAAUUUCUUAAUUCCACUUUAUAACUGAUGCACCAUCCCAAGUUGCUCCACUUAUGCGUUUAUUGUUUUACUGUCCCUCGUGGGUGAUAAGUUCAUUCGCCCGCCCGCAGCAAAGCACUCACAACAAUGAAAACGGGUUACUUUACUUCGUAGACAACGCAAGGGGUUGUUAGAUUGAGGUGACGCGAUUAAAGCGCCUUCUAAAAAUAGAUUAUGAAACAACCCCUUUAACUUUUUUCCGUGACAAUGUGAACGAAAAUCACUUUGUCAAAGAAAGAGAAUAGACAAGCUGUGGUGGUGUAGCAAAAAUUUAAGUUUAUCAACUGAAUCGAUAAAACCCUGACGUCACGUCACGCACUCAAUAUAAAAGUUUAAUUAAAAACUUUUCCUUCUUUUUUAUUAAAAGUAUGGGCCUAAAUGGCUGCGCAUAUCUUUUUUUCGCUGAUUGAAUUGCAUAUUCCCAAAAAUGGGUUAAUUUUGUUCAUCUAACUUUUAUGCAAAAUGUAAAGUUGCAUGGAUACCGCGCCAUUAUUGAGGUUGCAAACGCUGUAUGCCUUUUGAAGGCAACUCUCCCCAAAAGGCAGUCUCGUACACAGAGUCUUCUAGCCUUUUGGUCAACGGGGUAACGCCAGGAGAACUCUGGGGACACCAAAUCUCGACCGCAGAAAUCAUGCGGUUCCGCUUGUUUUGCGCAUGCCUUGGUUCUUAAACGGAAGUCAAAUAUCCAAGAACGUGAACAUGAGAUCCGAAGCAACUUUCUAUUUCGGAAACUUGCAACGAUAGAUGAUUCUCAGUGAAAUUUUGGAAGAAAAGGCGAAAGACGUAAAUUCUAGCCGGUAAGUACUCGUUGUAACAUACUACUUUUUGUGACAUCUGUCCGCUAUAGAAUCGAAUCCAAAAUGCUUUUUUGUGUGGUCUGAUCGAAGUCAAGUAACAAAACACAGCAAUUUAUUAUGUAGGGCUGUGAUCACAUCCUAAUUUUCCCUCUUUUCCUUAUGUGAUCCACCAGAGCAUCGACAAGGCCUGCGAUAUGUUAUGGGAGAUUGCACCAAGGCAAGAGAACUGUAUGGACCGAUUUAUAAGAAAAAUAAACAGCACAUCCAAGGAGAACAAUAGGGCCAUUUAUACGAGGAAAAAUAAGACGCGUCUUACAUAAGACGCGUCCUAAAUAAGACGCGAACUUUCCGUUUAAAAGGCACAUUUCGUCUAAAGUAAGUCGCGUCUUAGCUAAGUCGCGUCUUAUUUUAGACGAAAUGUGCCGUUUAUACGGAAAAUUCGCGUCUUAUUUAGGACGCGUCUUAUGUGAGACGCGUCUUAUUUUUCCUCGUAUAAAUGGCCCUAAUAUUUCGUAUGCAUGCCUUGCCUUUUACAUUGUAUCUAAGAUUUUUUUUUUGUUAUUUUAGCAAAGUAGACCCCUUUCACCUGAGACUUUUUGUCCAAUAAAAUACGUUUUGUUAUAACUUUUGUGUGUUAAUAGGAAUUGAAAAAAUCCCAAACUCUCACUCAGUUCAGGGAUCACAUAUUGCCAUUCAGAAUAAGUAUGUCCAGUGUUUUUGUUGUAUUUACCCUACUCGAAGAGACUUUCGAAAUAAUUAUUUAAGAGCAAAUAUAAAAUGGUGAUUUAUCAUUGACGGUCUUGCUUCCAUCCUUCUUUGGCUUGCUGGCAGCCUAUAGGUUAGUCGCAUGAUUGUCCCAGGUGUACGCUUGUGGUAUAGUACGAACCUUGCUGCACUGUGUUGCAUCCGUUUGAUUUUGUAGUUGUUUUAUUGUGACUAAGGAUCCCAUUCACGGCUUGCGUACUCUAAAUAAGGCCUUCCAAUUAUACCAACAAAUAUUUUCACCCUAUUAUGUAGCUCCGUUAAUUUGACCAGGAGUGGAUAAAAGGUUGGGACCCAUCAAGGGAAGGGGAGGAGGGGAAACUUGAUCCAUCAGUUUUGGCUUAGCUCUGUUUAUACAUGAAUAAAAUAUUUUUUUUAUAUCACAGAUUUCAGUGUGCUCAUGAUCCUCUUUGUUUGCUUGCAAAUGACUUCCUCAUGGACCAAGGUCUAGAUAAAGCUUGAGACGUGUUAGUACAUUUUUAGUAGCUGAAAAUUUAGAUCAGAAGUAUGCUCCUUCUUGAUAUCAAUUACGUAGAUCACUGGCUUUGAAUCUCUCAAAAUUCUCGAGUUCUCACAUGGAUUUUAGCCAAAUCACAAUUAAGCAGGUUGGACCAUUCUUGAACUCAAGCUUUGACAUGGUGCAUGUGAUUAUAGCCUUUGUGAAAGUUACUUUUGUGGGAGUAUAGCUUAGUUAUUCAGCCAUAUGCUAGCUUAAGCAGUGCUACUUAAAUCCUUGUGAAAUCUAUUUGAAGUUGCUAACAAUAGCGAUGAACCUUGCAAAGUUUAUAGCUACGAAAAAGGCACGUUCCAAAACUCCGAUGAUUGGAAUCGCCUGUGCCUUUCUUUCCUAUUUGCUCUGUUCUUUUAGGCGUGUACUAACUGGAGACCAUGUACUCUUGUAUUUUAGUCGAGGGACACGACAGCCAUGAAGAUGCCAGAGCCUGUUUAGAACUGAUGAGAUGGAAAGUGAAAGAAGAUAUGAAAAGAACAGCGAGGCACAAGUCACCUCGCUUGUCUUUUGGCUAGGGCACAACAUAUUUACCUCUAUCAAAUCGGCAAAUGCUAUUAAAUUUGUCCAGUCUGUGUGAAAUUGUUACAUUGGUGAACCGUCUGGCAAGGAAUCUGUUUAGUUGUUAAAUUAACAUAAAAUGUGUCUGUGCAGCAGGUAUGCAAGAAUGAUUUAAGAUCCAUAAUUGUCUUAAAUUGAAACCUUAUUCAUGAUACCCACUACCCUUUCACGCUCAUUACGGUUGAUGGGAUAAAAGUGAUGUCACGUGGUAUUUCAAGGAGCAAACAAGUGGCAAAAUUUGCCAUAAAUCAUAACUAUAACAAAAUUCUCAAAUCUGAUUGGCUAUCAACUGCCAUGAUUUCAGCCUUAAUAGGACAGUUUAAUAGGACAGUACGCGUCAUGCCUAAGUUAUAAUUAGGGACCUUACGAUCCGACAACGGUGACCUCCAUGAAAACGUCGCUGAAAAAUAGACUUCGCAUUCUUUUGCUUUUUUUCGCGAUUAUUUCAAGGGGCCCAGUUACUAAAAGAAGGGAAUUUGGGUUAGAGCUAAAGAGAAGGAAUCGCGCCCGAGUUCUGACAGAGAUGGUAGAAUUUAUCGCCUUGCCGUUCCCGUUCUCAAGUAAACUUAAAAUUUGGUCAUUUCACGUCGAAGUUAUGCAGGGACGGCUAAGAAAUGUACAAAGGUUUGCUUUUAAAAAGAGCCUUAUAAAUCACAAAUUUUGUUCAAGUUAUGAUUAACUGGUAACAGAACUUCGUGUCGUCCAAUUGGGUCUGUAAUCAUACUCGUGAUUAAACAAAUCGGACUCCCGCUAAGCGGUCGUCCUAUACUCGUAUGAUUGCAGACCGAACUGCAAUCCACUCAUUCCUGUUACAUUACUAAUACGCGUAAUCGCGGUCGAGUUUGCCUUUAUUCUCGCAAAAUGAGACCGCCAUUGCUUGCAUUCGCAAAUUCUAUCACUCAUUUGCGCUCUAAAAACCAUGUGAUGGCAUUUGUCUUCCUAAAUUUUCUUGUUCCGUUACUAUUUUUGAAUGUUCUUCUUAACCUCAUCUAUGAUCACACAAAAAUUUGCGUUUGUCCGAUCGAUUCCGUGAUCGCAGUAAAACAAAGAGCGAACUUUGUAGCGUCUCUUUGAGAACUUUUUGCAAAAAGAAAUAAAAAGUUACAUCCCAAAUGACUAAGAAUACUUCAUUAUCUGUGAACAUCAAAACCAUACAUCCGAAAGCCCCAGAUACAAGGAUUUGUAUUUCGCGAACUUGGUAAACUUCCAUUUUAAGUUUGUAUUUGUCCUUAUUUAUGUAAAAGUAUUGAUAUAUUAUAAAUAAAGUAUUAUUUAUUAAUAUCUCGGAUUAUGCAUAAUGUAACUAAAAUAACAAAGUACUAUGUUAGAGGAAAUUGCUGUUUUAAGUCAAUUGUGUGCUACAUUCACCACUUACAUGCUGUUUCCCAUAAAUAAUGUUCCUGUAGAGUUAUGAAGAAAAUAUGAAACAAAUUUCUGGUCCCAUGUCCCAAUUGGGGCUUUUAAUUUCCAAUGUUAACAAACGAUCAUUUGCAGAAAGUAGAAAUAACGUAAUGUCAGUACGGGCUAAAACUUACAAAAUUUUUUUUAAGAUGAAUUAAAAUAAAUGUAAUCCUAAAAAUAUGACAUAAUUCAAAGUAAGAAGAAGAUCAGUGUUCAUACCGUUCCUGGUGUCCUCGUUUAAUUGAUUCCUAAUGGUAUUGCGUGAAAGUAAAAUAAUCUCUGCGCAGUCAAUGUUCUCCAAAAUGUAGUUUCAAAGUGAUCCUUCUGUGACUGUAGAUAUUUUUAAAAACCGCUUAACUAGUAUGGGUUCGAGGUAAAUUUGUGUUUCUCUGUACCACGAGUUUUUUGAAGAAAUCGCUUAAGGGAGUAUGUACCUGCCAUAAUUGCCUCCAUUAUGGCUAAGUUUCAACAAAUUCUUUGAGAGCGUUUUCGAAAUAUUUUGACACGCAGUUUUUUAUUUUAUUUUGACACGCAGUUUUUUCAUUAUUCACUGGCAUUGUUUUCAAGUUUCAUAUACACGUGCACAUUUAGCAAAAAGAUAGAAUUUGCAUCAAAAGGACCCUCGGUUAUAUCUCCCGAAUAUGCUAAUUACCGGGUAAAGAGAUUAGUGAUACAUUAUAACAUCAGAUAAAUUCUUUGUAAGAGUUCCUGUGAUGUUAUAACCCGAGUAAGAUAAUUAAGUAUUGCAUCCUACACGAUGAGCGGAGACGUUCACCGUUUCGGCUCUCACUGCUGUCGGUGACACAAGCCAAUUAUUAGCAUAUUCCGGGUAUUUCUUCGGAAAGUAAUCGAGAGUUCUUUUUGAUACAAAUUUAUAUCUUUUGCUAGUUGUGCACGUGCAUAUAAAACUUGAAAGCAAUGCCAGUGAAUAAUGAGGACACUCACUUGUAAACACAAAAUCGGGGAAAAAAAAUUGGUUAUAUUUGAGGCCCUAUUUAAAAGCCUUUCCUGUUUUCAAUGUUCUUGAAACUUGCAGGGAAUAUUUAUUGACAACUGGUCUCCAGAUUGUCGAAUUUAUAAAAAAAUUUAUCGAGCGGUUUUUUGAAAAAUGCAAAAUUUGUAGACAUGGACCAAAUUACGUCCAAAAACUGUAACAAAAGCAGCUGAAUGCAAGUCUUACUCGCGAUCGCUCAGAGUAAUUCCCCUCUUUUUUUGUAUGCAGUUUUCAAUGGAAUCAAACCACUGUGGAAUAAAGCCGCGUUUCCAAAGCUUAUCAGUUUCUUAAAAUAUUAGCGAAUUGUAUGGAUAGCAUGCUAUUUCACUGUUUUUAUGAUUGUUAAAACUGCGUGUCAAAAUAUUUCGAAAACGCUCAUAGAAUUUUUUGAAGCUUUUCCAUAAUGGAGGCAAUUAUGGCAGGUACAUACUCCCUUAAGCGAUUUCUUCAAAAAACUCGUGGUACAGAGAAACACAAAGAUAAAUAAAAAGCGUAAUGGCGUCAUUACGUUGCCAUGGCGACUCCGAUUGCAAUAAAACCCAGAUCAUAAAAAAUUUUCAUCGUUAUAUAAUACAGUUGUGGUAACCUUUUUCGCAUAUCUUUACUCAUGCCAACGUAGUUAAAGCUCAAACGUGGGAGGUAUUCCCCCCAAAAAAUCCAGUCGAGCCACCUUAAAAAAGCUGAAUAUAUACCUCAUUAAUAAACUGGGCUAUAAUAAUCAUUUUAUAUAUUUCGUUUUGUUUGUUUUUUUUUUUUUACUGUAGCAUUCUGUGUCAUGAUCAUUCACUAUUUUUCGUUCCUAAAUGUUAAAAAUAAAUACUGGAAAUACUUUAUUUUACCUUCCAUCUGUUUAGUUUGUAAACAGCCUGAAUGGCAGCUAUGUCUAAAUGUCCAGAUUAUGUGUGGCGAGAAAUUGAACCUUGAGAAAUACUAUCUACACGACAAGCUGCCCAAUGAGUCAAUAAUUUCAAUGCUUAGUAAAUGAUGGCAAAAUGCUUAAAUAACAAUGAUUAUAGUAAAAAGCAUAACAAUUCUUUACGAUUUUUUUCCACGAUGAAAGCGUUUCCUUUACGGUCAGCAACUAAUUGUGAAGCUGCGAUCUCAGCAAUCCAAGCAAUCUUGUGAUAGUUUUUUUUCUUGUUUAUUCAACAAAUAAAAGCCUCGGACUCUUAACAAAAGGGACAUCUGUAUGUACUCGAACGCUUUAAAUCUAUCUUCUGGUGAAUAAUUACAUAAAAUCUUAGAAAAUUAAAGAAAUAUUCGGGAAAGUGUUUAGAGCCGAUUAGCCGAUAAAACGCGAAGGGCGCGAGUGAAAGGUAAGCUUGCAGUUUCUCGAUUAAGAGGAGGACUUAGAGCUAUUUUCCUUUUGAUUUACUGAUCCUUUCCUAUUAAGGGAUUUUUUAAUACCCAAGCUCCAAGCGUAACAUCUCGAAGCAAUAACUUUUGAUGUUUUAGAAUUGCCUUUUGUUUGACUAUAAAAUGUUUGGUCAGAUCGAUCAUACGGCAGAAAUAGCAACAUGCGCAUACUUCUUCGGUUUUCAAAGAACUGACAAGGUAAAUAGAAAUUAUUUUUUAAUCUGUUGAAAAACGACACAUCUUUUUCACAAGAAAUAGCUAGAACCUCCCAGACUAACAGGACACAAAGCCAGUCCGCGUGUCCUGCGUGUUGCGCAUUUCUUUCGCGUCGCGCGCUACUACCUCGGCAUUUGCAGAAAAUGUGCGCAGUAACAAUAAUGGGCACCGUCCUUAAAGUGGAAGUUAAAAUUAUUGCCAAAGGCUAUUUAAUCUUUCCCAUUUAAAACUGGCGUGGACGUCGCCGGUAGAGACAGUUGUCGUUUACAAGAUGUUUUAGUUGCUUAUACUAUACUGAUGCAGCGAAGACCACAACUAGCAAUUUCCGUAGCGUCGGAACCGCUGCCUCUGCGAUUCUUGAAAGCUUACUCUGGCCAGAUUUUUCCACCUAGAAAUCUUCUGACUCUGACGAAAGUAAUUUCAAGUUCACACGUCAUGUUGCUUGCUGUGCGUGAUCGGCAUUGAAAGACGUGAAAUGAAUUACCCGCUAAGUUUAAAAUUAACAUGACGCCAUUCUCACCGACCAAUGAGGUGUCGUCGUUUAAGUUACCCAGCAGUAUGACACAAAAACUUGGCAUAGAUUUCAGGUAAUUUUCGUUAGGAAGAGGGUCAUGUAUAAGGGAUUCGCUCUCUUAAAUUAAUCUCUCUUCGGCUGAUAUCAUAGAAAACUUGUAUAUUUAAUGGCUCCAUCUUAACAACUUCCACGGCACUUACAAAGUUUAGCGAAGUGUAUAAUUACUUAUAAAGGCGGAUGUUAGCAGCUGUUGCAACUGGGAAGAUUGGUAAAUUAUAAAGGUUGAGCCAAAGAAAAACCGUUUUCUUUGUUGCCCAAGUGAAUGGAACAAAGCUAUUGAAAUGAAAUCUUUUUUAUCUACUGCAAAACAGUUCAGUGUGUAGAUGUAAUAGAUAUUUGAAACCAGCUAUCUCGACUUCCGUCUUUGGUCAAUUAGAUAUAAUUAUUUAAAUACACAAGCGGGGUCUUUUUCAACUUAGUAACUUCCCGAUGCAGGUUUGAUGACAGCCUUCAAAAGCUGUUGUGACGUCAUUGUCACGUGACAUUCAUUGCGAUCGCCCAAAAAAUAAUAUGAUGAUAAAAUUUAGUCUAUGUGUAACACAUGUGUUAUAAUGAUGGAAGGUGUGCCUACAAAAAUACUGGGUCGAGCUACCUUAAGACACUCAACCUUUAUCCAUUAUCUAUUAUUAUUAUUAAUUAUUAUUUUUAUUAUUACUAUUAUUAUUAUCAUAGAUGGAUUAUAUUUUCCACAAUUAGUUAAUUGUUUUUCGUUAUUUUAUUAUUUGAUAUACAGGGCGCGCACGUUUGAGUUUGUCACUUUACAACAUCAGUGUAUUUGUGGAGUGUUAAAAUUACCUGCGUUAAGUUAUAUAAUUACAAACCUUCCUAUUUGAAUAUAGGCCGCAAUAUUGAGCAGCUGUUCUGCAAAGAAGCCAAACCUUACCAGAAGAAGCAAGCGAGUUGAGACUAGUAAAGAUGAACACAACAGCGAAUGGAUCGAACCUUUGGGUAUGUAGCAGUCUGAUAGACGCAUCGGCGUCGAAAAUUGGGCGAAUCAUUGGUUCUGGUCUGAUCCUUGGCUUUUCCCUUUUCGGAAAUUCGAUCAUCGGAUUAACUGUUUAUAAAACGCCAACCUUGAGAAAACCCAUAAAUUAUUUGAUCGCAAACAUGGCCAUAUCAGACAUGCUGUUUCCAUUUUUCACGAUUCCUCUGCGUCUUGCAGAGAUCCAUUCUGGCGGCUCUUGGCCUACUGGUGGUCUUCUUGGCCAAGCCCUGUGCAAACUUGCUGUCUACUUAACCCACGUCUCCUUCGGUGUGUCGAGUCAAAGCCUAGUUCUGAUAGCACUUGAUCGCUAUGUCGCCGUGGUGUUCCCACUUCGUUCUCCAUUCAUUAGUCACAAAUUGUUUCCCUUCUUCAUUCUUGCUACUUGGGUUGUUGCCUUGGCUUUUUUUGCGCCAUAUAUGAUCGUCGCAAAAUUUGAUGAUGGCACGCAGGGGACUUUUUGUUACUUUGAUUGGUAUGGAACCUUCGAAGGAUCCUGGCCCAUUGAGAAUCACUACAUAGUAGUGUUCACAGCGUUUUGUUUUAUCCCUGCAGUCCUGUUGGUCAUUGUGUACUCCAUCAUCCUCAUCAAGCUCAAACUACACGCGCCUCCGGGUGAGCAGUUGACCAACGCCACAAAACAGCGCGAAAGGAAAAAUAGAAAUGUGUUAAGGAUGGCCAUUGCUAUCAUGCUAGCAUUUUUCUUCUGCUCUGUACCCAUCACCACUACACGUUUAAUCACGGUACAUCAACCGGAGGAUAGUUCCAUUUGGUCCAGCUGCGGUUUCCGGUUAUUUACUCUCCUCGCACACCUCAUUUUCGACGCAAACUGUGCUAUAAACCCUCUGAUUUGCCUCAUUUUUAGCAAUAAUUAUCGUCAAGGCCUCAAGAGGCUUCUAAAAUGCUAA
Molecule: messenger RNA, 11529 nt
Organism: Porites evermanni
Lineage: Eukaryota; Metazoa; Cnidaria; Anthozoa; Scleractinia; Poritidae
Source: the annotation of a GenBank genome assembly